Messenger RNA from Homarus americanus (American lobster), 1972 nucleotides. RefSeq names its product blastula protease 10-like. The coding region runs from base 38 to 1408 and encodes 456 amino acids. The transcript is spliced from 11 exons. Gene Ontology annotation, biological process: proteolysis. The record is from RefSeq and is a predicted model, not a curated record. Gene Ontology annotation, molecular function: zinc ion binding; metalloendopeptidase activity. NCBI's taxonomy places the organism in Eukaryota, Metazoa, Arthropoda, Malacostraca, Decapoda, Nephropidae.
GAAGCCUCAGACGGGACACAGCAUUUGACGAAGUAUCAUGGUGCUGUUGGUACGGUGGUUCUUGGCCUCUGCGUCUUUCGUCGCCAUCCACGCCUACCUUCAGGAGUUCACGGGCUCUACGACUACGGAUCUCCCAGUACCUACAUUUAACGUGGAAGAUAUCCCGAAUGGCAACUAUGGGUCUGGAGACGAAUUCAACGAGAUGGAUUUGUUUGGGGAUGACAUCAUACUGAACGAGGAACAGCGGCGAGCCAUCUGGGAGAGGAAGGCCUAUAUUAUACCCAGUUCACGCUGGCCUGAAGGUUCAGAUGGUAACCCUCUGGUUCCAUACCGAUACCUUGGCCUCCCUAGCGGACACAUCUCUGCAAUCCAGGCGGGCAUCAACUCCUGGAUGGAACACACGUGCAUCAAGUUUGAGGAAACCACCAACACCAACCAAUCGCACAUCAUAUUUAUAUUGGGGUCAGGUUGUUCUUCCUACAUCGGCAUGCAGAGCAGUAACGGUCAAUAUAUCAGUAUUGGCAAUGGCUGUCAGUUUGUUGGUACAGUUGUUCAUGAAAUCUUCCACGCAUUAGGUUGUUUCCAUGAGCAGAGUUCAACCAACCGAGAUGACUACGUCAAUGUUCACUAUGAAAACAUAAUAAGCACGAAAAUUUAUAACUUUAAUAAGCAUUCAACUGCUAUAGUCAGCAACUACGGUCUUCCCUACGACCUUUCUUCAGUCAUGCACUAUGGUUCUAAGUACUUCACAUGGAAUGGGAAGUUGACCAUCACAACCAACGAUCCACUGCAUCAAGGAAUUAUAGGCCAGAGGAGUGGACUCAGUUUUUAUGACAAGUUGUUGGCCAAUCGCAUGUACAAUUGUACAGACAAGUGGUUGACUGCUUGUGGCUUUAACUCCGAUCCGUGUAACAACGACGGCUACAUAGGAAGCAACUGUAAGUGUGUGUGUCGCCCGGGCACAACUGGCAACUAUUGUGAGACCAUCAUUGGCGGGUACUACGAUGGACUCUUAUCGCCCUGUACAGAAGUGGUGACUCAACCGGGCAUCAUCACCUCACCUAACUUCCCUGACCCGUACCCAAAGAAUGAAAAAUGCACUAAAAUAAUCCGGGCGCCAGAUUGUUACCUUCCCAUGCUGAAGUUCAAUUUCUUCCACCUGUAUCCCAUGACCUACAGCUGUAAUCAAGCCUGCUGCUAUGUAGAUAUUCUCGAGAUAAGGGUUAAUGGUCAGGAGUACGGCGACGUGUACUGCGACAAGGAUAUCUCUCCAGGAGACACGUUCGUCUCUGUUACCAACGAGAUAAUACUUUAUUUCCAGACAAAAUCUAACUUGCUGAAUGGCUGGUCAGCAACGGUUUCCUUUAUCCCAAUACCUGGCUGUUUGCCGAGUUACUGUACAUCUUAAGACUCCUGAGGAAGACCAGCCACGGAGUAGAGACGUCAUCCCUGAUUUAACUUGCCAGGGGCAUUAACAAAGUAUACCUUGGUUAUUUACAGAGCAAAUGCAUUUUUUUCAUUUUUUUACUUUAAUCCAAUAAAAUUAGUUUAUUAAUAGAGUAUUGUUUAUACUAGUUUAAUUAAGUGAAGAUUUCAGGCACUGACGCCGCCUUCAGUAACAAGAAUUUCUUAUUGUAUAAUAAUUUUUAUUAAUGUUUCAAUAUAUGAUUAUACAAAUGUUCUUUAGACUCUUGCUUUUAAGUCUGCCAAGAUUACUUUAUCGUCUCUACUGAUUCUUUAUCAUUAGCAUAUAGUACUAUCAUGUCUUACAGAACACAGUCGUCUGGUGAGGCAAAUUUACCAUCAGUAAUUUUAAGGCGACUAACAUUUGACUUUUACUGAACUGUAUUUUCGUAUAUCCAACAUAAAAGUAGUGACAUGUGCGUAUGAUUACUUAACCACCAUACGCUUUAGACUGAGACAGUACGGCUCAGUCCUACGGUAUCUAAUCGAAUAAAUUGGAAUAGCAGAA